GACUCAACACAGAUGAAUGAUACAGAUUUGGAAGAAACACGCACGGCCACUUCGCUUUAAUCACGUCCAAUUUAUCCGACACUUCCAGAGAAGUGCAAAUGGGCAGACAAUAGACGCUCAGUGGAUGAAGGCGACCUGACAGUGCAGACGAGCGCAAGUCGCUUAAAGAAAGCCACACACAUUAACUUACUGCUUCCGAUUUUAAAAUUGGAUUUCAAUAAUUCUGCAACUUAUCUCACUUUGAGAUAUUGUUGUUUUUGCAAGCAUUUUUAUCCACAGCCGAUAUGGACACCAUAUUGGACAACUUCGCUUCGGACAAACUUUUUCCCAAUUCCAACCUGUUGGAUCUCGAGGAUCUGAAUGAGAGCGAUUUCUUAUCCAAUGUGCACUUCUCAGAGCAGAUGGAGGACUUCUCCAAUGACCUUUUCAGCAGUUUUUUCGAUGAUCAUCUGUUGGCGGAGAGGAACCCAUUGCUGGAUAUGGAUCUGGACCCUCCAACCCCUGACAUCCAGGCAGAACACAGUUACUCUCUCAGCGAGGACUCUGCACCACAGUCCCCCUCCAUGCCCAUCAAAUCAGAUGAUGAUGCAGAUUCAGAAGCAAUGUGGUCAUUUAGUCAGGAUCUCACAGCCAUUCUAGUGAAGCAGGAGCCCAGCCUGAUGUCAGAGAACUGCCCUGAAACAGCGCCCCCUCUGGCCAACAGCAGCACCUGCUCACCACCUCUCACUCUCGCUCCUCCGCCACAGAGGAAUCACAGUGGAGAAAAGGGCUCCAAAGGCCUGAGCUCAAACUCUGUUCCUGCAAUCAAAGCUGAGCCCCGCGAGGUGAACCAGUUCCUCAACGUGCCCUCAGAAGAGCAUCUGCGGUUGCCGCCAACUCCUCCCAGCAGCCAUGGCAGCGACAGCGAUGGAUCCCAGAGCCCACAUUCACUGCCACCUUUAAGCCCUGGCCACCUGCAGAGCCCACAUUCACUGCCACCCUCCAGCCCUGCCCGGCUACAGGCUCGGACCUCCACUGCCAUCUCCUCAUCCCCUCUCCUCACCGCCCCACACAAGCUGCAGGGAACAUCAGGCCCUUUGAUGCUGACAGAGGAAGAAAAGAGGACUUUGAUCGCUGAGGGAUAUCCUGUCCCUAACAAACUACCGCUCACCAAAACCGAAGAGAAAGCACUUAAACGGGUGCGCAGGAAAAUCAAAAAUAAGAUCUCUGCACAGGAAAGCCGCAGGAAGAAGAAGGAAUAUGUGGAGUGUUUGGAGAAGAAAGUGGAGAACUACACUUCAGAGAACAAUGAACUCUGGAAGAAAGUUGAGACUCUUGAAAAUGCCAACAGGUCUCUACUCCAGCAGCUACAAAGGCUGCAGGCUCUAGUGAGCGGGAAAGUGCCUCGAUCCUGCAAGAUCGCCUCAACGCAGACCGGAACCUGCCUCAUGGUGGUGGCGCUGUGUUUUGUGUUGGUGCUGGGCUCGUUGGCCCCCUGCCUGCCCGAGCUCUCCCUCUACUCUUCCUCCUUAUCCUCAUCAUCCUCACACACGGUGAAGUCCGCACCGCUGCCCUCAGGUGACCUCUACACCACCAGCCAGGUCCGCUCCCGCAGCCUGCUCUUCUAUGACGAGGGCGUCCCAGUGGAGGACGGCCACAGGGGCCUGCUGAGUGUGGAGAGGACGGAGGGCGUGCCGCGGCAUGUACAGGACCUGAAAGACAGCAGCCACAAGCAGGAUCAUUCGGCCCUUGUGAGCAGGUACUUGAGCGAGGCUCAGCCAGAGUCUGCAAGCUACAGCAACACAUCUGCGGCCCCCCUCCGUCCCUCCGAACCACACUACCACUCGAGAAAGCAGGAUCCUGAUGGAGGAGCUGAAUAUUUCUAAGUCCUCUGGGUGUAGCAGCCCCAUCACACAGGCCUCCACUGAAGCAUGAUGAUCCUCGACCCGCACCGCUACCGUACAGAUCCUGACCCGAACCAACAAGCCUCAUGAGCACCUGCAUUCAGCCCAAGAACUGACUGUGUCCAUCCAUACACUGAAACUCCCUUCGCCAGCCAGCACUGAGUUUGAGGACCACGAGAAGAAGAAGAAGAAAAAGA
Molecule: messenger RNA, 2080 nt
Organism: Danio aesculapii
Lineage: Eukaryota; Metazoa; Chordata; Actinopteri; Cypriniformes; Danionidae
Gene: creb3l1
Product: cAMP responsive element binding protein 3-like 1
Exons: 12
Coding region: 285-1865 (526 amino acids)
Biological process (GO): regulation of transcription by RNA polymerase II
Molecular function (GO): cAMP response element binding; DNA-binding transcription factor activity, RNA polymerase II-specific
Source: RefSeq, a predicted model, not a curated record